AUGGCGCUCCGCGACAAGGUCAAAGCCAGUGCUCUCUACCGGGAGCUGACGCCCCGUCUGUUCGCGUUGUUCAUGUUCAUCUCUAUUGGUGCAAUCAACUUUGGCAUUGACAAUGGCUGGUGGGCAGCGGUCAUCACCAUCGACGACUUCAUCGAAACUUUUGGUCGUUGGGAUCCUGUAAAACAAAAAUAUACGCUCCCAUCUUCCUGGCUCUCCGCUGGCAGUGGCACAGCCAACGCUGGCAUGGCACUCGGUGCUUUCGCAGCUGGUCCUAUCAUCAAGAAACUUGGUCGACGGUUGUCAGUCGUCGUGAUUGUCGCUAUUGCCCUGCUCGGGAUGAUCCUCCAAAUUUCCAUCCACAGCUACUGGGGUAUCAUGGCUGGUCGCACCAUCAAUUCCUUCUCGAUGGGUAUUGAGAUCAACAAUGUCCCGAUGUACAUGUCGGAGCUCUCGCCACCAGCCAUCCGUGGUUCACUCGUGAAUCUCUUUUCGUGGUGGGAAAUGAUUGGUGUCCUGAUUGCCAAGGGCAUUUGCCACAACACUAUGCGCACAUAUGCGAACAGUGCUUGGUCGUGGAGAACUGUCCUUGUUUUCCAGAUGAUAGUUCCAGUGAUCAUGCUGUGUGCUUUGUGGCUGGUGCCCGAAUCUCCCCGCUGGUUGAUCCAACGCAACCGUCACGAGGAAGCCGAAAAGGCUCUGGCAUACAUUCGAAAGGGUGUUGCCACAGACGAGGAGGUUCACGAAGAACUGGUCCUGACCCAGCAGGCUGUCGCUGAACAGGAAGAAUUGCACAAGGCAACCAGCUACCUCGACUGCUUCAAGGGCAGUAACGGCCGUCGGUUGAUGAUUGCCACCGGUGUUCAGGUCUUGCAGCAACUAUCAGGCAACGCAUUCAUGACAUCGUACAGUGUUAUUUUCUUCGCGCAAGUUGGCCUUACCGACCCUUUGGGCAGUGCAAUGGCUCGGAACGCAAUGGCCAUCGGUGGAUCCAUGUUUGCUUUCUACCUUGCCGAUAAGGUCGGUCGUCGCCCAUUACUCAUUGUCUCUGCUGUCGGCAUGUGGAUUGCGCUGUGGGUGGUUGCGGGUGUUGCCGGCUAUACGACACCAUCAGGCGGAAUGGCCCAAUUCCUUUUGGCUCUCAUGCUGAUUUGGUCCUUUUUCGGCAAUCUUGGCUGGGGCUCCUGUGUCUGGAUUGUCACGGCAGAGGUUCCUACGAACAGUCUACGUGAGAAGACAAUCAGUCUGGCCUCGACUUUCAGCUUCAUCGCCGUCCUCCUUGUCAGCUACAUCAACCCAUAUGUCCAAGGGAGCCCCGGAAACCUGGAUGCAAAGGUCGGCUUCAUCUAUGGCUCCUUUUCGCUAUUGGCCAUAUUCUUUGUCUACUUCUGUGUGCCCGAGUGUGCCAACCGCAGCUUGGAAGAACUGGAUGAGAUGUUCCAGAACAACGUUCCUGCAUGGAAAUUCAAGGGCUAUGUUUGUCACGGCAUUGGGGCUAGACUCACCGAAGUUCAGGACCACAAUGCUGCAGGACUCAAGACGAUCGAGGGCAAGGCUGUCACCAUUACUGAGACUGAGCUUGAGAACCAGAGCGAGAAAAAGGCUUAA
Molecule: messenger RNA, 1605 nt
Organism: Capronia coronata CBS 617.96
Lineage: Eukaryota; Fungi; Ascomycota; Eurotiomycetes; Chaetothyriales; Herpotrichiellaceae
Exons: 5
Coding region: 1-1605 (534 amino acids)
Biological process (GO): carbohydrate transport; transmembrane transport
Cellular component (GO): membrane
Molecular function (GO): carbohydrate:proton symporter activity
Source: RefSeq, a predicted model, not a curated record